Molecule: messenger RNA, 2305 nt
Organism: Cryptomeria japonica (Japanese cedar)
Lineage: Eukaryota; Viridiplantae; Streptophyta; Pinopsida; Cupressales; Cupressaceae
Product: protein LATERAL ORGAN BOUNDARIES
Exons: 2
Coding region: 1436-2134 (232 amino acids)
Source: RefSeq, a predicted model, not a curated record
UGAGAUGGUGGCAGUUUCCAGGAUCCGUUUCUCGAGAAUUAUACUGAAUAAAAUACUGUCCUCGAGCCCUGAGACACCACAUGUACCAUAUGCCAUACGAGACAAAUUAUUGUACAAACUACUGUAUAAGACUGAAUUUUAAGGAUAGUUUAAUGGUGCAGUAGCAGAGCUGAAAUCUAAACCACAAAUUUCAGUUCUUACGGGUCAAGCUCAGUUAACAAUGCCGGGCUCUUUUGAAAACCAUGCAAACGAGCUUCCCUAGGCUGCCACGGUAAUGUAAGCCGUUAACGAACUCAAAAUAAGAUAUUUAGGUUAUUAUAUUAAAUGAUACAGGAAGAAUUGAGAUUAAGUCAUUGAUUAUGCAGGCCCUGAUCCAACAUUCUUGAUCUGUUGUGGAUGGGCCAAUGAUCUGGAAGAUCACGGUUUGUAUUUUCUGUUUGGAAAUGGAUUAGCACUUCAAGGUAGCGAGAUAUAAGGGUGGGUCAAGAUCACAAGAAGAAGUUGAAUGUAUUUGCUAAUUUAUGUGUCUCUAGAUCUGAAAAUCUCGUCUCUGUACUGCGAUGGGGAGUGAAGAGGUUCAUGUACUUGUACUGUAUACGCCCAAUAGUAGGAUGUCAAAGACACAUCAUACAGUUACUCCAACGCCCCUUGGAGUUCCAGAUAAAAUUAGCGGUCCCGUUGUGAAAGCAACAAAGUCCAUUGAAUCUUUGAUUUUAGUCACUAUUUUUGGCAAAUUCCAAUCUUGUGGCCUAGAUCCUCAUACUGUCAUCUUCAUCUUCAUCUUCCUUCGCCUUUUAAUUUUCUCCGAAAGCUCAUUUAUUCAUUCAUUCGUUCCUUGGCCUUCCUAUCGGUCUUUUAAAUUCCGUGCACCGUCGUGAAUCUGGACGGUUAGAGCAAUUCUGUUUACAGUACCUAAUUUUUGUGUGGUGCCGAGCUUAUAUUUGCUCUAUUGCAAAUCCGAUGAGAGUAUUAUGAAUCGGGAAAGCAAGAUUAGGUUAGAAGCUUACAGAAGGCCUAAUUUGAGGGCUUUGCAGGUCGAUAGAUAUCAGUACUGAAUUGGCCGGCAUCUGACGCGACUGGAAACUGAAUCGAUGAUGCAAUUAUACGGAAGAUGCACAGCAUUCCCAUUCCCUGGUCCCUGCGCACUUGAGGGUUGUGCAAGGGCUUAACUGUUCAUGUGAGCCCCUUCCCCUUUAUGAAUGCACAAAAUUAGGGUUAGAAAAUCAGUGUCUGUCAAUGGAGUUGGACUAAGGCGUUCGCUGCUGGUUUCCGUCAAUUGAGUUGUAUCAGGGGGUUUACUGUCAAUCUUUACUGUCUAAACAAAAUCAAAUUUCGUGAUUCAGCCAUCCAGGGAAAGAAGGUGCCUGAGACGGGUUUCCGAGACUGCAAAUUUCGUAGCCAUUCUCGUGUUUCUGGAGUAAAGCGAGAGAGGGAGAUGGCAUCCGGCUCGUCAAACUCGCCCUGUGCGGCGUGCAAGUUCCUGCGGAGAAAGUGCACAUCAGAAUGCGUAUUUGCACCUUAUUUUCCACCGGAAGAACCUCAGAAGUUCGCGAAUGUUCACAAGAUCUUUGGAGCGAGUAAUGUGACGAAGCUUCUGAACGAUUUGGCACCACAACAGCGGGAAGCGGCGGUGACUUCAUUGGCGUACGAAGCGGAGGCGCGGCUGAGAGACCCUGUGUACGGGUGCGUAGGAGCCAUCUCUGUUCUGCAAAGGCAGGUCCAACUUCUUCAGAAAGAACUCGCCGCUGCUCAUGCAGAUCUCCUUCAAUACACUUCUGCUUUCGACACUGGACCGCCGGACCUUUUCAUUCCCGCACAGACCUGCCUUUCGCCAUCCAUUCCGCACUAUUCCAAAGCGCAGAUGAUGGGCCGACAACAGGUACUGGUGCAGCCGCCGCCACAGCAGCAGCCGCAGCUAACGAGAGAACAGGUUUUGGAACUAGCCAUGAGAAUGGGAGGUUCUUUGGAAGCAGGCCUUUCUGCUCUAGGUGUGACAAAUACUCAUGCGGUUCAGAGCCUGCGACAAAUGUACCCUUCUGCUUCUCCUCCUUCCAGACCUGGCAGUGGGGGUGGAAGCGGCAGUAGCGGAGGUAGCUUGGGACAUUUGUCAACGCCUGAAGAAUAUUCUCACUGACAUUAUAAUGCUCCCUGCUGUUAGUAUGUGUGAAAUAUACGUUUAAUAUCUGGGAUGUAAUAUAUUUCUGUUGAUUCUCCGAACUAUCAUAUUCAAUAACUAUGCUUUCAUCACGAUCUUGCCAGAUCUGUUGUUACACCAUAGAAAUCACACCCAAGCUUUCUUCAUUUA